This is a messenger RNA of Peromyscus eremicus (cactus mouse), 1032 nucleotides long. It is a transcript of the gene Rbm8a, whose product is annotated as RNA binding motif protein 8A. The transcript is spliced from 7 exons. The record is from RefSeq and is a predicted model, not a curated record. Gene Ontology annotation, molecular function: mRNA binding. The coding region runs from base 68 to 592 and encodes 174 amino acids. Gene Ontology annotation, cellular component: cytoplasm; nucleus; exon-exon junction complex. Gene Ontology annotation, biological process: RNA splicing. Lineage: Eukaryota; Metazoa; Chordata; Mammalia; Rodentia; Cricetidae.
CAGCUGCGACAGCUUCCCGAGGUGCCUUGCUCUUAGCGGCACAGACGAGAGCCGUGAGAGAAGCAAGAUGGCGGACGUGCUGGAUCUUCACGAGGCCGGGGGCGAGGAUUUCGCCAUGGAUGAGGAUGGGGACGAAAGCAUCCAUAAACUAAAAGAAAAAGCGAAGAAACGGAAGGGCCGCGGCUUUGGGUCCGAAGAGGGGUCCCGAGCGCGGAUGCGAGAGGAUUAUGACAGUGUAGAGCAGGAUGGCGACGAACCUGGACCACAACGCUCUGUUGAAGGUUGGAUUCUUUUUGUCACUGGAGUCCAUGAAGAAGCCACUGAAGAAGAUAUCCAUGACAAAUUCGCUGAAUAUGGGGAAAUAAAAAACAUCCACCUUAACUUGGACAGGCGUACAGGAUACUUGAAGGGGUAUACUCUCGUGGAGUAUGAAACAUACAAAGAGGCUCAGGCUGCCAUGGAGGGACUCAAUGGUCAAGAUUUGAUGGGACAGCCAAUCAGUGUCGACUGGUGUUUUGUUCGGGGUCCACCAAAGGGCAAGAGGAGAGGUGGCCGAAGACGAAGCAGAAGUCCAGACCGGAGACGUCGUUGAUAGAUCCACUGUUGACCAGGUACUGAGAUUCCAGGCAUGGGCCACCAUAUCCAGUUUAUGUGGUCCCUAAAAUUAAUGGGGCCUUUGAGCCUGCUCAGCCAGCUCCACCUUGAAUAUGGUGCUGAACAUGAAGUUUGUUAAGUUCUACAACACAAACCCAGCUUGAGUACUUUAUCAUGGCCUUUGUUUUGUUUUGUUUUGUUUUUUUGUUUUUGUUUUUUCGAGACAGGGUUUCUCUGUGUAGCUUUGCACCUUUCCUGGAACUCAUUCUAUAGCCCAGGCUGGCCUCGAACUCACAGAGAUCCGCCUGGCCAACUUCGGGAUUUUUUGUUUGUUUUGAAGUCUGUGGGUCACUGUGUCACUGUGGUUCACAUUGGCCUUAGACUUGAGAUACUCCCCAGUGCAUAAUGGCAAAUAUUAAACUUAACAUUUUUUUCAAA